AUGCAGCGUUUUUUUUCGAGUGAUAUGGACUUCACAGCAAUUAAACUCAUAACGGUUAACUCACUCGCUUACCAGGUCGGUUUGUCUCGGAUUCGAUGUCUACCGGAAGGCUGUUCUCUUUGCCUGCUCUCUGUUGUCCAGCUACUUCUUCCGCGUAUAUGUCGCAGCGAGUUUGUGGCCCUUCACUCAGAAAAUGUGCUUGAGAACCUCUCUGAUUACCUUCGUGAUAAAUUUGAAUACUCCAAUGCUGAGCUCGAAAGCUUGCCAGAGGAUAAACGCGAGGAGGCGAAGAAUUUCAAUCAGCUUUUGAGAGAAUUCCCUCAAAGAGCUGCUAACAAACGACAAAUCAAUCCGCACAUUCUCUUGUUUCCAUCUCACCCCCCUCAUCCCAUCCCCUCCACUCCUCCCCGCCCCCUCGUCGUUUGUUACCUCUUCUUAUACCCGCUGAAAGUGUUUUACUUUCGACAGCCUCCUACUUGGCACGAAUUUGAUAGCCCCGAUUCGUUUGAUCCCCUUGACCCACUUCCCCUCCUACUUCUACUGGCCCCAACUCUCUUUUGUCCCAUAUCUGCUUGUUUUAGAAAAUUACUACUACCACCACCUCCACUUCGGGGUUUCCUCUCAUAA
Messenger RNA from Rodentolepis nana, 627 nucleotides. The record is from the annotation of a GenBank genome assembly. NCBI's taxonomy places the organism in Eukaryota, Metazoa, Platyhelminthes, Cestoda, Cyclophyllidea, Hymenolepididae.